AUGGAACCGAUCGAUCUUACGCUUCCCUCCCCGCCACGCGACUACGCCGGCGAGGAUGAACCCCGGAUGACUCCUGACCCCUUGAAGCCCCACUAUUCCCAGUGGCCAGAGGAUGAACCCCGGAUGACUCCUGACCCCAUGAAGCCCCACUAUUCCCCGUGGCCAGAGGAUGAACCCCGGAUGACUCCUGACCCCACGAAGCCCUACUAUUCACCGUGGCCCGAGGAUGAACCCUUGAUGACUCCUCACCCUGCGGAGCCACAUUACUCCCCGUGGCCCGAGGACGACCUUGGGUACCGUGCUGGCAUACAAGUUGUGUAUAACCCCGCCAGCGAGGGGGAAUCGGAGGAGGAGAGGCCAUAUGAGGAGGACGAUGAGUCCAAACAGGAGGAGAGCAGCGAGGCGGAAGAGCCCUUCUUUCGACUCCCACCAGGCGCUUGGUCACCCAGGCCCGGACAACGCCGCGACCCGCGACUAGGGCGUGGGGUGUAUGGUCGACCCCCGUCGCCGACCGAGACGGAGGCGCAACAAUACCAGCUUCCUCCCACUGAGGAUAGUGACGCGGACGAGCCAUUUAUCGUCGAGGAAGUAGACCGUACGGAAACCCCCACCUCCUACUUUGAGCUGCCGGAGCGCUGGAAUUAUCGGGGGCCAGCGAUCGCUGACCGCCCAGUUCCACCACCCUACUUCCCGCCAGCCUUUCGACGCCCUAUGACACCCAUCCUACGCCGACUGGAGGAAAUGGAUGUGUCCGACCCCGACGGGUUUCCCCUUCCCAUGUCCUCCUAUGACCCACCGCAAGAAGGUCCACGCUGGGAGUCCGCGUCGUCGGACGACGAGCCGGACGGGCCUCGGUUCCGCCGGCAGUACGCAAGGACAUCCCCAGCCAACGAGGAGUCCGACCCUCUCGCCGACCUACUGGAGGUCUUGGGGCAGGACUUGGUGCCGUUGGAGUAG
Drosophila sulfurigaster albostrigata is the source of this 957-nucleotide messenger RNA. Its product is annotated as cell surface glycoprotein 1-like. The transcript is spliced from 2 exons. The record is from RefSeq and is a predicted model, not a curated record. The coding region runs from base 1 to 957 and encodes 318 amino acids. Lineage: Eukaryota; Metazoa; Arthropoda; Insecta; Diptera; Drosophilidae.